AUGGUUUCUGGGUUAUUUGGCAUUAUAUGCGCGGGUGGUUUAUACUGUCCAUUAAAUCCCACAGAUCCAUAUGAACGGGUUACUUCGAUUCUCGAACAAUUACAAGGUUCAUGCGUUUUAACACAUAAAAAAACCCGUCAUCUAUUCCCUACAACAAAUUCAAUCAAACAACUCAUUUUCCUAGACGAGAUUCUUUCUCCAUUAUCGGAUGUGGAAGACAUGGAGGAGCUUCCAGAUUGCAAAGAGCAUGGUGAUGCACUUAUUAUUUGCACAUCUGGUACAACUGGUCGACACAAAGCUGUAGUUCAUUCUUUUCGAAGCUUGUCAACUAGCAUUCGUGCUUUUAGUCAAUGGGAUCUUCAUAUGUACACUAGUCAAGAUCAGGUGCUACAGGUUGCGGCGUGUUCAUGGAUUUUACAUAUAUCCGAAAUCAUGUUACCACUAGUUGUUGGUGGCACACUUGUGUUGCUAAGACCCAAUGGUCAUUUAGAUAUGGACUAUUUUUCUCAAACUCUAAUACAACAACAAGUGACAACAAUUACAAUUGGUCCUGGAAUAGUUCGAGCUCUCACCAGCUACCUUGAGAAAACCCAACGCCUGGCUACUCUGAAGUUUGUACACAAUGUGAUCAUAGGAGGCGAAGCCAUGAAGCCUCAACAAUUAGUGAGGUUAGUCGGUGUGUUACAAUCGUUUGAUGUCAAAGUAUGUACUCAGUAUGGUAUGACUGAAUGUAAUGGGGCACUGGGCUGUCGAUUACUCAAUUUCGAUGAUGGAUUUGUACCUAUAGGUCAUCCACUUCCUGGUUAUCGAUGUUUGCUCAUCAAUAAACAGGGACAGAUCAUACACAGUACGAAUAGAUCCAGUGAAAUUGGUCAACUGCAUAUAGGAGGAUCAGCCCUAUUUGACCGUUACUUCAACGAUCCAGAGCGAACCGACAAUAUGUUCGUCACUAUUGAUAACCAAAUUUAUAUGAAAACAGGUGACUUAGCUCGAUAUAAUGAACGAGGUGAACUGGUGCAUUCUGGACGUAUUGAUUUUCAAGUCAAAGUGCAUGGUCAAAGAGUGGAAACAACUGAAAUUGAAAAUACAAUUAUCACUUGGUCUUCUGACAAGAUCUCUAACUGUCUUGUCACCAAAGCUCCACAGAACGAUGAUUUUCUUGUUGCUUAUGUAGUCUCAAAUGAUUUACAGAUCGAUACAGAAGAACUUCGACAACACUGCAGGAAAUACCUUCGUCAAUAUAUGGUUCCAUCUAUAUUUAUUAUAUUGGAAAAGCUGCCAUUAAAUGCUAAUGGAAAAAUAGAUCCUCAAAUGUCAUCUACUCUAAAUGUCAUUCUGACUGACAACAAUCUUGCUACGUCACAACAUAAUUUCACCUAUAAAACGGAUGAAACCUCAAGCUAUCAAUCUUGUCCGACUACUGAGAUCCAACAAGCUUAUUUAUUUGGACGACGUGGCUAUGUCGAACUUGGUAAAGUUUCUUGUUAUUCAUAUGAAGAAUACGACUUACCACUGCAUUUCAAUAUCGAACGACUUGAGCAAGCAUGGAAUCAUUUGAUUCAUCGUCAUGAAGCAUUACGGACCAUAUUUAUAUCUGAUACAGAACAGCAAAUUCUUAGAAGAACUCCUUACUAUACGAUACUCAUAGUUGAUUUGUCUAAUACUAUAUUUAUAGAAGAUGAACUCAUUAAAAGACGUACGCAAUUAUCACAUCAAAUUCGUCCUGCUAAUGAAUGGCCAUUAUUUAACAUUCAAGUAACUUGUUUUAUUCAAGACAGCACACGUCACCUUCGCAUUCAUAUCGGUUUCGAUCUUCUCAUAAUGGAUCUUUGGAGUGCAAACAUCAUUUUCUCUGAACUGAAUCAACUCUAUCACUAUCCACAAGUUAUUUUACCGACGAUCGAUUAUUCUUUUAGAGACUACAUAUUAGCACAAAAUCAAAUCAAAACCACACCCGUCUAUCAAACUGACAAAAAGUACUGGAUCGAUCGACUAAAUUCAUUUCCAUUAGGUCCUAGUUUACCACUACGCUGUUUACCAACAGAAUUAAAGAUACAACAAUUUGUGCGCUUGAAACGUACAUUAGAUCAAUCAAUAUGGAGUCAGUUGAAAGAGCGAAUCAAUAGUGCUCAAUUGUCGCCUACUGGAUUUCUUACAUCUAUCUAUGCGAUUGUAUUGGCUAAAUGGAAUGAUAAUCAACACUUCUCAAUCAAUCUACCAAUCUUCAAUCGUCUACCGAUACAUCCACAAGUCAAUCAAAUAGUAGGGGACUUUACAUCAGUUAUUCCACUCGAAGUCAACUUACAAGAAAAACAAACUUUUCGUCAAUUUUUCCACACGAUUCAAAAACAAUUAUGGAAUGAUCUCGCACAUAUGUCUUACGAUGGUAUAUCGUUUAUUCGCGACUUGAUGCACAUUAACAAGACCAGAGAAAUUGUUUUGCCUAUCGUGUUUAUGUGUGGAUUGUUUCACUCUAAUUCUAAACAAAAUACAAACAAACUUCGAGAUCUUUUUGAAAAAAAUUCAGUAUAUGGAAUUUCACAGACUCCUCAGGUUUACUUGGAUAACCAAAUUUUUGAAGAAGAUGGACAAUUAGUUAUCCGUUGGGAUCAUGUAGAAAAUUUAUUUCCCAUGUCGAUGAUCGAUGAUAUGCAAAGUGUGUUCAUUGAUCUUAUAAUACGACUAGCAACGUCAAGUGAGAUGUGGCAAGAGUUUGCCUCUGUAUCAUUACCAGUUGGACAAUUACAAAGGCGAUUCAACUUUAUCGAAACCCAAUGGAAGUCUGGGAUGAAUACACAACUACUUCACACUUUAGUUAUUAAUCAAGCACAAAAAACGCCUAAUAGUUGGGCGAUUAUAUCAUCUCAAAAAAAUCUAACGUACGAUCAAUUAAUGGAUCGAGUCUAUUCAUUAGGAUAUCAUCUACAACAACAACAUGAAAUAAACUCCAAUCAAUUCAUUGCUAUUCUCAUGACCAAAGGAUGGGAACAGAUCGUUGCCUGUUUAGCUAUUUUAGUUUCAGGUGGUGCUUAUUUACCUUUGGAUGUUGAUUCACCCUACGACCGUCUUUUUUCAUUAAUCGAAGAAACUAAUGUCACAAUUCUUCUUACACAAUCUCAUUGUCAACAUAGAUUUCCACAUCUCACAACUAUUCCAGUCGAUACAUUCACAACGGAUGAUAAUUAUCCAACACCAUUUCCUAUCAAACAACAAUCAUCAACUGAUUUAGCUUAUAUUAUUUAUACAUCUGGAUCAACUGGAAAACCAAAAGGUGUUAUGAUUAGUCAUCAAGCUAUUCUAAAUACUAUUCUUGAUAUGAAUUCAAGAUUAGAUAUCUCAACUAAUGAUAGAAUAUUUGCAUUAUCACAUCUCAAUUUUGAUUUAUCCGUUUACGAUAUAUUUGGAAUAUUGAUUGUUGGUGGAACUAUAGUAAUUUCAGAUCAUGAAGAUUAUAAAAAUCCUCAACAUUGGUAUGAUAUGAUAAUUAAACAUCAUGUCACUAUUUGGAAUAGUGUUCCAAUGCUCAUGCAAAUGUUUGUUGAACAUCUCAAACAUACAAAUAGUCGUAAUCAAUUACGACAUAUCUUAUUAAGUGGUGAUUGGAUACCAUUAUCUUUACCUGAAUCAAUACAAAUAAUAUUUGGUAAACAAGUAACAAUAACUAGUUUAGGUGGUGCAACAGAAGCAUCGAUUUGGUCAAUUGCUUAUACUCUACCAAAAGAAAUACCACGAGAAUGGAAAUCAAUUCCUUAUGGAAUACCAUUAAGAAAUCAACAGUAUUAUGUUUAUGAUAUACAUCUCGAUGAUUGUCCUGAAUGGGUCACUGGUGAAUUAUAUAUUGGUGGUGAAGGUUUAGCUAGUGGUUAUUGGAAUGAUCAAGAAAAAACACAAUCAAGUUUUAUUAUUCAUCCAUUAACUAAUGAACGUCUCUAUCGAACAGGUGAUUAUGGUCGAUUUCUACCCAAUGGAUAUAUUGAGUUUAUGGGGCGAAAAGAUUUUCAAGUAAAAGUACAUGGUCAUCGUAUUGAACUUGGUGAAAUUGAACAUCAAUUAGAACAACAUCCAGAUAUUCAACAAGCUAUUGUUACUAUGGAUGACAAAUCUCAACAUUUAAUUGGAUAUAUUAUGCCAGAAAAACAUUCAAUAGAGAUGUUAAUCGUUGAUCCUAGUGAACGUAUCAAUUUCAAGCUUGCAAGACAUAGUAUAAGACAUCAAAAGAAGGUAGAAAAAAGCUUUGCUCUAACAAAACCAAAGCUUACAGAAACAUUAAUCAAUACAUAUUAUAUGAGAAAAAGCUAUCGACAAUUUACAAAUGAAAUUAUUGAAAUAUCUACUAUCGAGAAGUUGUUAAAAACUUGUCACAAUUGCAAUAAUAACGAGAAAGUCUUUUUGUCUCACCUGGAUUUUGAUAUUCUUAGUCAAUUAUUAGCAGUAUUAACACCGAUCAGUAUUUCUGAUCACCCUUUACCAAAAUAUCGUUAUGCGUCAAUUGAUGAUCUUUAUCCAGUACAGGUAUAUGUUGAAUUACCAAGAUCUAUAGACAAUAUUUCGCCUGGUGUUUACUAUCAUAAUCCAGAUGAUCAUACUCUAGAGCUAAUUAGUAGUCAUAUCAAUAAUAAAAUGACCAAUAUAAGAUUACAUCUUGUUGGACGAUCAUCAUCAAUUGCACCGUUAUAUGGUAAAAGAUUGGGUUCUCAAUUUUGUAUACUAGAAACAGGAUAUGUUAUGGGAUUAUUGGAAAAAGAAGGGUCAAGAUUGGGAUUGACAUUUUCGAAAAAUACUCAUAACGAAUCUAUAAUUCGGAGUAUUUUGAAUAUAGAUGAAAAUGAUACACAUUGUUGUUUCAAAAUUUCAUCAUUUGAACAAAAUAUGUCUAGUGAUGUACAAAAUGAUAAUCAUCCAUGUAUUAUUUAUCUUAAACCGGUCAAUAGUAACAAAGCCCAAUGGUCUAUUUAUAACAAAGAAAAUGAUACUGUUACACCCUUUGAUGUCGAAACUAGAACUACACAUGAGGAAAUACCACUGUUCUUUAAUGACGAUAAUGGUGCAAAGAUUAUAUUUCAUGAUUGUCAAUGUGCAAUCUUCUUCGUUGGACAAUCAGAAUGCACAAUGAAUAUAGGAAAGAUGUCAUGUUUAUUAAUGGAUCAUUGUUUAGAAAUGAAUAUUGGUAUGUGUCCAGUUGGUACUCGUACGAGUUUCCCAAAACAAAUUAAUGAUGUAUUAGACACUAUUCUUAAUCGUGAGAAACUAAAUGAAAGUAACAUAUUACAUACAUUACUUAUUGGAAGGAUUAGUAAUAGACAAAAAUAUGAACGUACUAUUUCGACAGUAAAAUCAAUGCCAAACUGGAGUGAAACAUUACGAAUAUAUCUAAGGAAAAAUCUUCCAAUGUAUAUGGUACCGUCACAUUUUAUAAGUGUUUCAUCAUUUCCAUUAAGUCCAAAUGGUAAAAUUGAUCGAAAAGCUUUACCAGAAAUAUCACUGUCAGUGCUUCAACAAGAAGAUACCUAUACUACACCAAAUACUGAAUUAGAAAAGACAAUUGCGAACAUUUGGCAAGAAAUAUUAUACAGAGAUCGACUCAUUGUACAACAUGAUGAUCCAACUAAAAUCGUCUCUGGUAUAGAUAGACAAAUAUCUUUUCUUAUAUCUACUACAGCUAGUUUCUUCAGUGUCGGCGGCAAUUCUCUUUUACUUGUUAAGAUCUAUCAACGUUAUCAAUCAAAACUUAAUUUCGAAAGAGAAGCAUUGAGUAUUCGAUCAUUGUUUGACUAUAACACCAUAUUAGAACAUGCUAAACUACUUGAACCAAUCAUCAUCGAUGGUGCACAACUAAAACAAUGGUAUACAUUGCAUAUUAAUGAAGGUAUCGCAUCGUAUGCUCAAGAACGCAUAUUUCUUGAUGAACAACUUCGUUUUUCUCAUCAAAUUGCCAUUUACAAUGAGCUGAUGGUUCUAAGAGUUACGAAAGAAUUAUUAUCAGUGAAUCGUUUAUUACAAGCUCUUCGCUAUAUCCUACGUAAACAUAAGAUAUUAAGAACUUCUCUAGUUUUCAAUGCUGAGGAUAGUAUUUUAAAACAAUCUAUUACUGAUAAACAUCUAACAUUUACAUUGGCUGCCGAGCAAACAUUCAAAAGUGAAACUGAACUUCACAACAUUAUCUCACAAAUAAAUACUAAUCCUAAUUUGUUUGAUUUAUCAAGUGGUCGUGUUUUUUAUUGUCAAAUUCUCAGACAACAGAUGACAUCUGAUGAAAAUCAUGAUAAAGAAAUUAUUACAAAAUUUGAUGUUCUUGUGAUCGGCUUUCAUCAUGUUGCAAUUGAUCAAUUAACUUUUUCAAUUUUUUUAAAUGAUUUAUGUAAUACUUACAAUAGUAACAUCGCGUGGUUCGAUAAUGAUGAAUCAUUACAAUAUAUUGAUUAUAGUAUUCAUGAACGUCUAAUCGACAUGACACUAUCACGUGAGUUUUGGCGUUCGCAACUAAAUGGCUUCAAUCACGAAUGUCGAUUGUCACUACCAGUUGAUCGACAUUGCUUACAGAGUGAUCAAAGAUCUGGAUAUGCUUCCAUUGCUCAUAUCUCAUUUGAUAAUGAAGUUUCGAUGUCAUUUCUCGAUUAUGCAUCGUCACAUCAAGUCACACCAUUUCAGCUAGGCCUAGCCACAUUUUAUGCAUUUCUUUUCAAGCUAACGUAUAGACAAAAUGAUUUAUGUAUUUCUUGUCAUAAUGCAAAUCGAUACAGAACUGAAUUACAGAACAUGAUUGGAAUGUUUGUUUCAACAUUACCAUAUCGUAUUCAAAUGGAUUCUGACUGGUCAUUCGAUGAACUUGUUGGACAUGUGCGAGAAAAAUGUUUAUCGAUUCUUGAACAUUCUCAUUAUACACUUCAACAUAUUCUCCGUGAUUUUCAUUUUGAUCAAUCAACUGCUCCUUUUCUUCAAACAGUUUUUGAUUUCAUUACUGAAUCUUCAGUUAACGAUCAGUUGACUUUCGAUGAUGUUAGUUUACAGCGAAUAUCUUUAAAACAGAUUUCUGAAGUAGCUAAAUUUGAUUUUACGUUAAAAUUCAUUUACAAUCCAAUCUCGGAUGACAACAUGUUGUCAUGUCGUUUUAUUUGUUCGCGUGAUCUAUUUGAAGAUACCACACUUACAAAAAUAAUACAAAGAUUUCAAUAUCUUUUUGAACAACUUUUUUCAAUGGAUCUCAACGUUAAUCAGAUUGAUUUAGUAGUUGCACCUAUUGCCAAACUUACUCUUAUCUUACCAGAUGAAAUGAAUGAAAUGCAACACGUAGCUUUUUACCGUCAAUCAAAUGUGACGAAAGAAGCACCAGCAUCAUUUGCACAAGCUCGAAUUUGGCUUGAUGAACGAAUUCGAUUUGAUCCAGAGAAGCCACAAGUGGCAAUAUACGACAUGCCUUUUGUUUAUCGUUUGCAACCAGAUCAUACUUUAUCGAUUAAACAACUUCGUCAUGCUCUUCAUCUCGCUGUUAACAAACAUCCUUCACUUCAUACUUCACUUCAUUUUGACUUCCAAAAGAAUCUACUUAUGCAACGAAUUAUUACUCAUGAAGAUAAAAAGAAUAACAAUUUGUUUUCAAUCAUCAAAACUGCUUAUGAAACAGAUGAGCAAUUAAAUGAGAUUUUACACGACGAGAAACGAAAUCCCCAACUUUUUGAUCUUGCUCAGGGUCUUGUCUUUCGAUGUCAUAUUAUUUAUUACAAACAAAUCUCUCCAAACCACCUUCUUUCUCACAAAGAUCUACUGAUUUUCAACUUCCAUCAUGUUCUAUUUGAUUUUCCAUCAAUGGAUAUAUUUCUUCAUGAUCUUAAUCAAGCAUAUACAACAGGUCAAUUAUUAUAUGAUAACAACACUACUCUACGUUAUCUCGAUUAUGCUGUUAUUGAACAACAAAUGUCAAUGACUGGUGCAAAUAUGUUCUGGCUUGAUGCUCUUCAUGAUUGUAAGCUUGAUCAAUCUUUGUCAUUACCAUAUGAUCGAUAUCUUCUCUCCAAUGAACAUCGAACUGGUCGUGGAACAUCGAUUUCUUUUGAUUUUGGUCAAGAUCUCUCACAUGACUUUCUUAUUUAUGCAUCAUCAAAUAGCAUAUCACUGGAACAACUUGCACUUGCUACUUAUUAUGUAUUUUUAUUCAAAUUAACGAACGGAGAAAAAGAUUUAUGCAUUGGAAUAAACACAGAUGGUCGAUAUAGAAAUGAACUUAGCUCUAUCAUUGGAAUGUUUGUGAAUGCUAUACCUUUGAGGUGUCAACUCGAUCCUCAAGCAUCAUUUCAUAAACUUACUAAACACGUUCGCGAUAUUAUGAUAAACUGUAUUAAAUAUUCAUAUUUUCCUCUUCAACGUAUUCUCAAUCAACAUCCAAAUAUAUCAAAUCCUGUGUUUCUUGAUACAUCAUUUGAGAUUAUAUCAUCUAUGAGAAGAGAUGAGGGGAACGAAAUAAUGAUUGGUGAUAGUCAAUUUUCUUUACUACCUUAUUCAAUUAAGAUUAGCGAAGAUGAAAUAAUGAGUAAAUUUGAUUUCAUUCUUAGUUUUCAACAUGAUCUGAAUGUAAAUGCAUUCUCAUGUACAAUCAAUGCGUCGCUUGAUUUAUUCAAUGUUGAAACAGUUUGUAUAAUUGGCCAAAGAUUACAGACAAUGUUACAUCGAUCAUCUGCGUGGAUUAUUGAUAAUGAAAUAAACAAACCUAUCUAUGAAUUAUCAUUAAUAUUAUCAAAUGAACAAUAUCUAAUGCAAUCGUUGAAUAAUACAAAAAUAUCAUUUCCAUCUCCUCCUCUCACUUGUAUUCAUCAUGAAUUUGUACAUCAAGUAAUGAAACAUCCACAAAAAUUAGCUGUUGAACUAGAUGAACAAUCAUUAACAUAUUGUGAACUGUUAUAUUAUGUUCAAGUAUUAUCAUUAGCUCUUCUUAAUGAAUAUCAUCUGUUUUCAGGUGAGGUGGUGUGUCAAUGUGUUGAGCGAAGUUUGCCGAUGGUGAUUGGUAUGAUGGCGAUUGAAAUGGCUGGUGGUGUUUAUUGUCCAUUAUCACCUCGAGAUCCACAACAUCGUUUGUAUGCACUCACACAACAAACACAAAGUCGUUUUGUUCUUAUUCAUCAUUUAACUAAAGUCAAAUUCGAUCAGGAUAUUGUCGCACUUGAUAUCGAUUCAAUAUUAAAUAGGAACGAUAUGGAUAGUGACAUUGAUGAUGAUUAUCUUUCAAACAUGAUACUGAUAGGCGAAGACUUAGCUUAUAUUAUUUUCACUAGUGGUUCAACUGGAACACCCAAAGCGGUUCAAGUUCGACAUAAGAAUUUUAUUGAUUGUAUCAAUUCUUUGGUUUAUAUAAACUCAUUUACGAAAGAUGAUACAGUUGUACAAAUGACACGUUGUUCAUUUGAUAUUCAUGUUCAAGAAAUACUUGGUGAAACGUUUGCUGUUCCUCUGAUUGAAUUGGUCGUGAAAACUGGCAUAACAAACUGUAUUGUAUGGAAUUUGUAUGGUCCGGCUGAAACAACUAUAAUUUCUACGUUCCAUAGAGUAGAUCUUAUACCUAAUACCCGAAUCGUUUCAAUUGGUACACCACUUUGUAAUUAUCGAUGCAUGAUUAUGAAUGAAUAUUCACAACAAUCUGUUAUUGAUCAAGAAGGCGAAUUGUUCAUAGGAGGUGUUGGUAUCUUUGCUGGUUAUCUUGGACGUGAUGAUUUAACUGCAAAAGCUCUUCUGGAAAUAGAUGGUCAACUAUUUUAUCGAGCAGGUGAUCUUGUUAAAAUGGAUAGCAAUGGUCUUCUUCAUUAUCAAGGAAGAAAAGAUCAUCAAAUCAAACUACAUGGACAACGAAUUGAACUUGGUGAAAUCGAACGAUGUUUACUUAACAUCACAUCCAUAUCUGCGUGUGUCGUCGUGAAAUGGAAAGAUGAUCAUCUAAUUGCCUAUGUUCAAACUUCUAAUGUUGAUGAAGUGCAACUACGAGAACAUUGUCAGUCAUAUUUACCACCACAUAUGAUACCAUCAAUAUUCAUUAUACUUGAGAAAUUACCAUUGAAUGCAAAUGGAAAAAUAGAUCGAAAACGUCUUCCUUCACCUGACUUUUUAUCACAAGUUACUGAUUAUGGUAGUAAUGUACCUAGUACCACUCUUGAACAACAAUUACAAAAGAUUUUCAAUCAAGCUUUCCAUAUUGAAUCUCCGCCUAUGGAAGUUCCUUUUGGUCAGCUCGGUGGAACGUCUCUGGAUGCUAUGCGUGCACUUACAUUAAUACGACAACAGGUGUAUACUAAUAUUGACAUUGGUCUUUUAUUUACUAAUCCAUCUAUCCGACAAUUGGCUAUAGCAAUAGAACCUCUCUUGAUUUCAAAUCAAUCACAAAAGACAGUGUUCACUGCCAAUCAAUCUCAUGAAACACAUGUUCGUUUUUCACCUUCAUUUGUUAUCGAAUCUGUAGGUAUUAUAUUUCUUGUUUGUCAAUGGCUAUGUCCAAUUAUAAUAAUUCAUCAAUGGUGCCCACUUCUUUUUCCUAUCUUACCAAUAUAUCAUCUUCUAUUCUAUGUCAUUUGGUUAAAUUUACUAUCACCGCGAGACAUCAAAACUGAUAAUCUUUUCUCUUGGAGCUAUUAUCGUUGGUGGUUUUUAGAUCGAAUAUGGAAUAAUAAUACAUUUUGGUUGCAGCAUAUACUUGGCACGCCACUCUACAAUUACUAUCUUCGUCUUUGUGGUGCACGAAUUAGUCUCAACAUACAUAUUUAUACUACAACUAUUGAUGCUCCAUGGUUGUUAGAUAUUGAUGAUGGAAGUUGGAUUGCUAAUGAAACGUAUUUAAACUGUUUAUAUUUUAAUGAUGAUGACACAUUCAAACUGAGUCCAAUUAGAAUUGGAUCUAGUUGUUCAAUCGGCGCUCGAUCGAUUCUAUUUGAUGGAGUUGAUAUGCAAAAUAAUAUUAUUGUUCAACCAAUGUCAUCAGUCACUGGCUUCGUCGCCUCUGAAACAAUUAUCGAUGGUGAAGAACACAAAUCUCGUCCGUCAGACAUCUCCGUUGUGCAGAGCAACAGAUCAUACUCCAUAUGGCAUAAAAUUUACCAAAUUAUUGUAAUCAUCUCGAUAAUCUGUAUUCAUUGUACACUUUUGAUUAUGGUAUAUAAAGCUUAUUCAGUUAAACAAAUACUAUUACCAAUCAGUAUUGCUUUUUGUUGGACUUUAUGGUCAGUUAUUGGUUGUUUCAUUUCGCUUCUCCUGCUGAAAUUUAUAGUAGGGCCCUGUGCUGCUGGUGAAAUAUAUCCGAUAGCAUCUUGGUUAUAUUUACAAAAAAUAUGGCUUCGUCAAUUAAUUAUAUCUAGUUUUCAUCAUGCUUGGCUAUUACCGACUGGCUACGAGCAUCUUUAUCCAUAUGUUCUUCGUUGGUUAGGUGCUAAAGUCGAAGAGAAUGUCAUACUCGGCAAGAUAAACACUUUUCUAUCCUGUCCAACAAAUCUAUUAAAAUUCGAAAUGGGUGUUACUGCUUUUGGUGGAGUCUUAAUAGUUUCUACUGAGUUGACACUUUCGGGUAAUCAUCGUGUAGAUCAAAUAAUGCUUGGAUCUCAUACAAACCUUGGCAAUAGAUGUUCAAUCCUGCCUGGUAGUUGCCUUGCAUCUGAAACAAUGAUUGGCAAUUUAACACGCAUCUCACGAGAGACAAAAAGCGAAUACGGAGGAGUUUUUAUGGGUGUUCCAGCUCGUAUAAUGCCAUUUCAAAUGCCUUGCAGGCCAGAAAUACAAGAUCAGAUUGAAAUCAUACCAUUUUGGCAUACAUGUUUGUCUCAUUAUGUCAGCAAAUGUCUUUUAUUAAGCAUUUAUUCGUUUGGUGGUCUUGUUGGUGGAUCAAUGAUUCAUACAAUGCUUGCCGGUGGCCUCUAUCGAUGUCGUUCGUAUAAAAAACGCCAUGAAAUUGUACAACAAAUAAUAGCGAGAAUAAAUCAAGAUCAUGAACAAUUUAUUUGUCCAUUUCUUGGUAAUACACAAUGGCUCAUUCGACUAUUUCGAGUAGGUGGUGCUCAUAUUGGUAAGAAUAGUAUCGUGGCUGAUAUAUCCUGUCUUACUGAUUUUCAUUUAAUCACUAUUGGAGAUGAUACUCGACUUAAUGUGCGUAGUCAGAUACUGUGUCACAGUUUCGAACAACGUAUUUUGAAACAAUCUCCUGUAUCAAUCGGUAAUUCAUGUAUACUGAUGACCAGCUCAAUUGUAAUGGCAGGCUGCAAAUUAACGGGUAACAAUCGUCUUUACCCUGGGACACUGAUAAUGAAAAAUGAUCAGUUAUCACCGAAUACUCAUUGGAAAGGGAUUCCUGCACAAUCUUGCACAAUAAAAGCAAGAUUAUCUCGAUCAACAAUAGCUCAUAACGAUCCAGUAAUAUAUCAGCAAGGAUACGAGACUAUUAACAAAUUGUUUCCCUGGUACGAACGCAUUGCAGGCAUCUAUAUGAAUAUAAACGAAUUACAAUUUAUGAAUUGUGGCUAUGCAGAUAUGGAUGAAUAUAUCGAUGAUCAUACUGGCUAUUAUUCAAGAAAGCUUUAUGAACAAGUUUUUGCAAAUGUGAUAUCAACAGAUAAGAAUAUCCUUGAAAUCAAUUUUGGUAGAGGUGCUGGUGCUGCAUGGUGUGUUCAUACUCAUGCACCUCACUCUUACAUUGGAAUAGAUCCUUCUCAAGAUGUUAUUAACUUAUGUCAACGACUCUAUUCGACAACUCCUCGACUUUCGUUCGUAGUAGGUAAUCCAACAAAACAUUUACCAUUUGAAAAUGAGUCAAUUGAUAUUAUUCUUUGCAUCGAAGCAAAACAUGCUUUUGGCGAACCAAUAUCAAUCACACAGUUUGCUAAUGAAGUCAUUCGUGUACUUCGUCCAAAUGGAUAUCUUCUAUGGUGUGAUUUUUGUUAUAUGAAUGGAUCAGGUACAUCAACUUAUGAUCUGAUAGCAAAUGAUGAAUUAAUUAUUGAAGAAAAGAUUAAUAUUACAAGGAAUGUUCUUCAUGCACUUGACAUUCAAAAUAAAUCUCGUAUUGAUUUCAUUCAACGUUAUAUUCAACCUGAAGAACAAGAAUAUUUUCGUCUGUUUGCUGGAUUACCUGGUACUCAAGUUUAUGAAGACAUGAGUCAAGGACGUUCACAAUAUUGGCGAGUUGUAUUUCGAAAGAAGACCACAACAAAUAUAUCUAUCACCUAA
Adineta steineri is the source of this 13185-nucleotide messenger RNA. The record is from the annotation of a GenBank genome assembly. Lineage: Eukaryota; Metazoa; Rotifera; Eurotatoria; Adinetida; Adinetidae.